Messenger RNA from Lottia gigantea (owl limpet), 3069 nucleotides. RefSeq lists its product as hypothetical. Gene Ontology annotation, cellular component: chaperonin-containing T-complex. Bases 62 to 1705 code for a protein of 547 amino acids. The record is from RefSeq and is a predicted model, not a curated record. The transcript has 17 exons. Gene Ontology annotation, biological process: protein folding. Lineage: Eukaryota; Metazoa; Mollusca; Gastropoda; Lottiidae. Gene Ontology annotation, molecular function: ATP binding; ATP hydrolysis activity; ATP-dependent protein folding chaperone.
AAUUUACUCACUAGGAGACAGCACUGUUUGACGCAAGCUCAUUCCUAUCAAACAAACAAGCAUGGCUCAGAUCAUAGUCUUGAAUCAGAAUACCAGACGAGAAUCCGGCCGAAAGGUCCAACUCGGAAAUAUCGGCGCUGGAAAGGCUAUAGCUGAUGUUAUAAGAACAUGUCUUGGACCAAGAGCUAUGUUGAAGAUGUUAAUGGAUCCUAUGGGAGGUAUUGUAAUGACCAAUGAUGGUAAUGCCAUCCUUCGAGAGAUUAAUGUUCAACAUCCAGCAGCGAAAUCUAUGAUAGAGGUUGCUAGGACACAAGAUGAAGAAACUGGAGAUGGAACCAAGUCUGUUAUUAUCCUAGCUGGAGAAGUAUUAUCUGUAGCAGAACAGUUUCUAGAUCAACAGAUGCAUCCUACAGUCAUCAUCGCAGCUUAUAGACAGGCUUUAGAAGAUAUGUUAGAACUUGUACGAGAUAAAAUCAGUGUUCCUGUUGAUGUAACUAAAAAAGAAGAAAUGUUGAAAAUUGUUAAAAGUUGUUUAGGAACCAAAAUUAUCAGCAAAUGGAUGGAUCUAGCGUGUAAAAUAGCGUUAGAAGCCACGUCAACGGUUGCUAUAGAAGAAAAUGGUAGAAAGGAGAUAGAUAUUAAACGAUAUGCCAAAGUUGAAAAGAUACCUGGUGGUCUACUUGAAGAAUCGGAGGUGUUGAAAGGUGUCAUGUUAAAUAAAGACGUCACACAUCCUAAAAUGAAAAGAAAAAUUGAGAAUCCUCGAAUUAUUUUAUUAGAUUGUUCUUUAGAAUACAAAAAAGGAGAAAGUCAGACAAAUAUUGAAAUCAGUAAAGAAGAAGACUUUGCUAAAAUUCUACAGAUGGAAGAAGAAUAUAUUCAGAAGAUCUGUAACGAGGUCAUCCAAUUGAAACCUGAUCUAGUUUUUACUGAGAAAGGUGUCUCUGAUCUCGCUCAACAUUAUUUUGUGAAAGCUGGUAUCAGUGUGAUAAGACGAGUUCGAAAAUCAGACAAUAAUAGAAUAGCUAGAGCAUGUGGAGCCACAGUAGCCAACAGAACUGAUGAAUUGAAGGAAGAAGAUGUAGGAAAAGAAUGUGGAUUGUUUGAAAUCAAAAAGAUUGGAGAUGAAUAUUUCACAUUCUUGGUAGAAUGUAAGAACCCUAAAGCCUGUACAAUCUUACUUAGAGGAGCUAGUAAGGAUGUGCUGAUGGAGAUCGAGAGAAAUCUACAGGAUGCCAUGAACGUAGCCAGAAAUGUCAUGGUGGAGCCUAGACUGGCUCCUGGAGGUGGCGCCUCAGAGAUGGCUUUAGCCCAGGCGUUGAAUGAGAAGGCUAAGAGUAUAACAGGUAUACAUCAAUGGCCGUAUCGAGCUGUAGCUAGAGCUUUAGAAGUUAUACCACGAACAUUAAUACAGAACUGUGGUGCUAAUACUAUUAGAACUCUUACAGCUUUACGGGCCAAACAUCAUAAAGAGGGAAGUACAACAUGGGGUGUUGAUGGUGAAACAGGAAAUAUUGUAGAUCAACAUGAAUUCGGGGUCUGGGAACCAACCUCAGUCAAAGUUCAAGUUCUUAAAACUGCAGUAGAGACUGCCAUAUUGUUACUUAGAAUAGAUGAUAUUGUCUCGGGGGUGAAGAAACAGGGAGGAGAUGCUGGAGGUGCCCCUCCCCCACAGGCUCAAGCUUCUGAGGGACCUGAACCUUAAAUUAUUUUCAUAUCAUCUAUUUAAAUCUUUAUUAUUCAAAUACUUCAGUUGACCGACAAUUCACCGACAGUAAAGUGUGUAUUCAUUGAACAAUAAAAUCCAAACAAAAAUAUUUCUGUUCGAAUUAAAACCUAAAACAGGGGCAAUCUACUUUCAGGAAUCCUACCUCUUAGAAUGUACGUUCUUUAACUUGGUCAACAAGUGUAUAUAUUCAUCAGUUGAACUUACCAGGUGUCAUAAAGCUUCCCUGACAGAACAGAAUCCCUGAAUAUGACAAUAUAGAGAAUUAAAAGUACUUAGUUUAAUGAAUUAUUAAUUAGUUUAAUGAAUUAUUAAUUAGUUUAAUGAAUUAUUACUAAUUAUUAUUAGAUUAUAGAGGGAUUCUGUUGUAUAGUUAUAACACCAGGUAAGUCCACUGAUGAAUUUAUACUUAUUUUGGCCAAGCUCAAAAAAAUAUUUUUUGGUCUUACAAAUUUAAAUUUUCAGGUUUAAUUAAUGGCAUUAAAACUAUACAUGUCUCUACAAAGGAUGUGGACUGGUCGUGUUUGUUUUGAUUCAUUCUAGAAUGUGUUUAAAUAUUUUCGUUAGACUCACCUAAUACUAAAUAUCCAUCAGCUUGUCAUAUUACAAGUCAUAUCUAUAAUAUAUUAUAUUAUAUUGGUUUGGGUUGUAUUACAAAAAUGAUAUAUAUUUUUUUUAUGUAAGCAAUUAGGAAGAGGCAUUAUGAAGGCUUCCUAUGUUGUGAAGGUUUUGUUUUUGGGUAGAAAUUAACUGACUGAAAAUGACUAUUAUGUAUAUGAAAGAAGACCUUAUAAUUGUGAUGUCUGUAGUAAAUCAUUUAAUUAUAGUAUCAUUAUGAAUGUGCUUUUCAUUGGCUUGUCUUAUUGCCUUGUAAGGUUAAGUGACACUGCCCCACUGUAAAUGUACAAAGAAUUCUUGAAUUUGAAACGCAAGCUUGUUUGUUUGUUUUUCAUUCACCCAUCAUAAGUACGUUGAUGUCCAGCUCACCCAAAAUUUUCUGACCCCAGCACACAAAGAACAAAAUAACUCUCAGAUCUUGAGUAAAGAAUAUCCAUCACCACCCUGUGAAUAUUUUGUAUAUUUUUUAAGAUUAUUUUAUUUUUGUUAAUAUCAAUCCAAGGAUAUUUUGGAACCUGAAAUUUUUUUCUCAGAAUCUUAAAUUCCCUUAAUAUGUUGAAAAGUUUGAUUUUUCUACCACCAACUAAUUAGUGCUAUUUCUAUUUAUAAAAUAUUAGAUGUGAUUUGUUUCGUCUCCCAUUUCUUCAUUGCCAUCCAUUUUUCUGUUUUUCAUAUAAAAAAAACAUUGAAAAAUACAAAAAUUGAAUAAAAAAUAUCUCAAAAUU